AUGAGUUUCCGUGAUCGAGGGGGUGGAAACAGUUUCAUGAGAAAUUUGCCCUUCGGGCUAAAUUAUGAAGACGUUAAGACAUAUGACACUACUGAUGUGCCCAGCAUACCUUUGCCAGUGAAUAACCCCAUAACGGCUAGAGAGAGGUCUUUGGCUGUGAAUUACAUCAAAAUGGGUCAGACCAUGAAGGAUGGACCUUUUUACACAGGGUCAAUCUCAUUAACGAUGGAUAAUACGGAAGGUAAUAAGAAGGGCAAGAAGAAGACUAUGGUGGAAGAAGAAGGUAGAAAAGACGGGAUUGAACGAUAUUCAGAUAGGUUUCUGAAGAAGAGAAAGAUUGGUGCUUCUAUUGACGAUCAUCCAUUUCAUCUUGAAGUCUUCCCAAAAGAAUUGUACAGUAUUAUGGGUAUUAAUAAGAAGAAGCUUCUCAGUAUAUCAAUGUUUGACAACACUGAUAAUAUCUUCACUGGAGGUGCACAGGAUGAGAGUACAGCUAUGAAUAUGUUGGAGAAACUGAAAGCGCUGGCAGAAGAUGAAGAUGAAGAUGGUCAAAAGGAAGACCAGCCCAGAAAAGAAGACGAUGUGGUAGAUGAAGAUUUCGAAGACGACGAGGAUGACGAUGAUGAUUAUAAUGCUGAAAAGUAUUUCAACGACGGUGAUGAUGAAGAGUAUGGCGAUGAAGAUGAUUACGGUGAUGAGCCGGCUUUUUAG
This is a messenger RNA of Torulaspora delbrueckii, 711 nucleotides long. RefSeq names its product DNA-directed RNA polymerase III subunit C31 (gene RPC31). Gene Ontology annotation, biological process: transcription by RNA polymerase III. The transcript has a single exon. Bases 1 to 711 code for a protein of 236 amino acids. Gene Ontology annotation, cellular component: RNA polymerase III complex. Lineage: Eukaryota; Fungi; Ascomycota; Saccharomycetes; Saccharomycetales; Saccharomycetaceae. The record is from RefSeq and is a predicted model, not a curated record.